GCGACCGGUAAAGCUUCGCGCUUUGCGCCGCGCCCCUCACCGCCGGAGCGUGGCUCGGGGCGUGGCGCUUACGUAAACACGCGUGGUACUCGCGCUGCGGCGGCCACGCCACUGUCCGUCCUAGAACGACCCCAUGUCGGCCCGCCGCCUUCGAAAUAUAUGUGCAUAGCUCACAGCACGCUGCCGCGCCGCCGCCGCUGCCACUGCCACCGCCGCUUACCGCGCUUAUAGCAUCAAAGAAGAAGAUGCAUGCGCGCACAGCGCUGAUGGCGCUGGCGGCGCUAGGCGCAUUAGCGGCGACGGGAGCGGCGGCGGAGCGUGGCGGUGGCAUCAAAGUGGGUAGCAGCGCGACAGGUGCCGGUGGCCGAGAAGGCGCACGUGGAGGUGGCGUGCGUCUUGGCGUUGAUGGACUGAGGCGCCCGCGAACUUCACCAGCACCUCAGGCCCCUCGAGCACCAUCUGUAAUCACUGCCGCCCUUGUCGUGCCCCACAAAGCCUUUGGUGCACGCGACUAUACUAGAGCUGAGAAGGCGGCUCUAUCCAAACUGCCGCGAAAACUCAAACUUUUUUCACAUGUGCGCCUAAACGUUACGCUUUCUAUGCAGGGCCUUACGCCUAGUCCUAUGUCUAUCUUGGACUCGCUGUGUAAGGAAUUUUUAGCAGUGAACGUGUCUGCAAUACUAUAUCUUAUGAAUCAUGAACAAUAUGGGCGUUCCACUGCCUCUGCGCAAUAUUUUCUUCAACUGGCCGGAUACCUUGGCAUACCGGUUAUUGCAUGGAAUGCUGAUAACAGCGGUCUUGAGAAACAUGCCUCUCAUGCAUCUUUACGGCUUCAAUUGGCGCCAACGAUUGAGCAUCAGACGGCAGCCAUGCUCUCUAUACUCGAGAGAUACAAGUGGCAUCAAUUUAGCGUCGUCACAUCAGCUAUUGCUGGGCAUGAUGAUUUCAUACAAGCUGUCAGAGAGAGAGUUACAGCACUUCAAGACCGAUUUAAAUUUACAAUACUCAAUGCGGUUGUAGUAAAAAAAAAGAAAGCAGCUGUUUUGAACGAAUUGGUAACGAGUGAAGCGCGCGUAAUGCUAUUGUAUGCUACACAAGAAGAAGCUGCUGAUAUAUUGUCAUCAGCUGGAGACCUUCAUCUGACUGGAGAAAAUUUUGUUUGGAUCGUUACACAGAGUGUUCUUGGUUCGAUGCAACAACCAAAUAAAUUUCCAGUUGGAAUGCUAGGUGUUCAUUUUGAUACAUCGAGUUCCUCCAUUAUCGCUGAGAUAGCGACAGCAGUUAAAGUAUUUGCCUACGGUGUGGAGUCAUAUGUCUCUGAACCGGAAAAUAUUCGAUAUCCUCUCGGUACUAGACUUUCUUGUAGCGGAGUGGGUACCGGAGAGGCGAGAUGGUCCACCGGGGAAAGGUUUUAUCGACAUUUGCGAAACGUCAGUGUGGAAGGCGAAUCGAGCAAGCCAAGCAUAGAAUUCACUCCAGAUGGAGAACUUCGAGCGGUCGAACUGAAAAUAAUGAACUUAAGACCUACAUUAGGUGAUCAGCUUGUAUGGGAAGAAAUUGGGACGUGGAACUCUUAUCCCAAAGAAAGAUUAGUAAUAAAGGAUAUAGUUUGGCCAGGUGGGCUUCAUACCCCUCCUCAAGGAGUUCCAGAAAAAUUUCAUAUGCGUAUAACUUUUCUCGAAGAACCUCCAUACAUUAACCUCGCUCCGCCUGAUCCGGUUAGUGGGCGCUGCUCAUUGGACCGAGGUGUAAUUUGUCGCGUAGCACCUGACGUCGAAGUUGCUGGAUUAGAAGCGGGUACAGCGCACAGAAAUAGUUCACUGUAUCAAUGCUGUAGCGGAUUUUGUAUCGAUCUAUUACAACAACUAGCUGAACAACUUGGAUUUACAUACGAAUUAGUUCGCGUCGAAGAUGGCCGAUGGGGAACAUUACAUCACGGCAAGUGGAAUGGUCUUAUAUCGGAACUUGUAAACAAAAAAACUGAUAUGGUAUUAACAUCACUUAUAAUAAAUUCAGACCGUGAAGCUGUAGUGGAUUUUAGUGUACCUUUUAUGGAAACGGGAGUUGCUAUAGUGGUUGCAAAACGUACAGGCAUAAUAUCGCCAACCGCUUUCCUGGAGCCCUUCGACACAGCAUCGUGGAUGUUAGUCGGAGCAGUUGCAAUACAAGCAGCAACAUUUUCAAUAUUCUUUUUCGAAUGGCUCUCUCCAAGUGGUUUCGAUUGCUCCACCGGACUUAAUUCAAAACGGAUACCUCAAAACAGAUUUUCGCUAUGUCGAACAUACUGGAUCGUAUGGGCAGUGUUAUUUCAGGCAUCGGUCCACGUGGACUCGCCACGCGGCUUCACAGCUCGCUUUAUGACAAACAUGUGGGCGAUGUUCGCGGUUGUGUUUCUCGCGAUAUACACUGCGAACCUGGCCGCGUUCAUGAUCACACGGGAGGAGUUUCACGAGUUGAGCGGGCUCGACGACCCUCGCAUCGCGCGUCCACUGUCGCAGAGACCCGCCCUCAAGUUCGGCACCGUACCGUGGUCGCACACAGACGCCACUCUUGCCAAGUACUUCCCCGAGCCACAUGCAUACAUGGCCUCAUAUAAUCGCAGCACAGUGAGUGCGGGCGUAACGGGUGUUCUUACCGGAGAACUGGAUGCAUUUAUAUACGAUGGUACUGUUUUGGACUACCUAGUAUCACAAGAUGAGGACUGCCGGUUGUUAACAGUAGGCUCGUGGUACGCGAUGUCUGGCUAUGGAUUAGCGUUUACGCGAAAUUCUAAAUAUCUGAGCAUGUUUAAUAAGAGGUUACUUGAUUUACGCUCCAAUGGUGACCUAGAGCGGUUACGCAGGUACUGGAUGACGGGCACGUGUAAGCCGAACAAACAGGAGCACAAAUCGUCAGAUCCGUUAGCACUAGAGCAGUUCUUAUCUGCGUUUCUGCUGCUGAUGGCUGGCAUCCUGCUAGCGGCGCUGCUGUUGCUGCUCGAGCACGUAUACUUUCGCUAUAUGCGGGAGCAUCUCGCGGCCUCCAGCGCCAGCUCAUGCUGUGCUCUCGUAUCAUUAUCAAUGGGACAAUCAUUAACAUUCCAUGGUGCCGUCGUGGAAGCGGCGGCGCGAGGUUUUGGUCCCGGUAAACGUGGUCACUGCCGCUCUGCCAUCUGUGCCGCUCAGGUAUGGCGCGCACGACAUGAGCGUGAUGCGGCAGUAGCACGCGCGCGGCAAUUGGCAGCGGCGCUGGCGGCGCACGGGCUGCAGCCGCCGCCGCGCAGGCUAGCCUCGGCUGCCGCACUGCUAGCCGCGGGCCGACCACACGAUACCACGCGGCCGCGGACGCUACACGCGCCCGCCGAUCUACUGCCCGAUCUCGACCGCCCGCUCUCCUGCGGGGACCUCCGCGCCAGGGAGCGAACGCGGGUCGAAAUGGAAACAGUGCUGUGAGGCGCAUAUUGCGCCACUUUUUUUCAAUUUCUGAAGGCUGUUCUUACACCAAGUUAUACAAGACGAAGUUAGGUAUAUCUAAUGUUAAAAUAUGGACAGAUAAAAAAACGUUGUAAUUAUUAAAUAAAUUAUUCCAAUUAUUAAAACAGAGAGAUGGACGUAGAUAGCGAAGCGUUGUUGUGGGAAGCGCGCGCGGGGCAGGCUGGGCGCCGGGCGCGCAUCCUCGUGUUGUCUACUACAAUAAAAUAUAUUUUUUGGACAAUA
Molecule: messenger RNA, 3695 nt
Organism: Vanessa tameamea
Lineage: Eukaryota; Metazoa; Arthropoda; Insecta; Lepidoptera; Nymphalidae
Gene: Nmdar2
Product: NMDA receptor 2
Exons: 16
Coding region: 246-3431 (1061 amino acids)
Biological process (GO): monoatomic ion transport
Cellular component (GO): plasma membrane
Molecular function (GO): NMDA glutamate receptor activity
Source: RefSeq, a predicted model, not a curated record